UAGUGGUGGCAGUGGUGGCGCUGGUGGUGGUGCUCUCGACAGAGCCUGUGUGUGGCGUGGUGCACCUGCGGGCGGCGGGGCGAGCGAUUGGGGCGGGGAUGACAGAUGCGGCAACGACGGCGGUGGUGUAUGGCGCGAGCAAGAAGAGCAGACAGAUGCUGGCAGCAGCAUGUACCCACAUCGGGUUUGUUCCGCCGGAUGGGGACCAUGUCCACUGUGUGUGGGGUGAUCCGCAAGUGGCGGCUGCUCUCGCGGCGGCGCAGCGGGUGGUCUUCCUUGGCUCGCCUCGGCGUCCAGACACCUUUCCGGUCCUUUCUCAGCGAGUGAGUGGCAGGGUGGAGCAGAUUUCAUCGGCGCGCGAGUGGGAGGCUGCGCUCGCUGGGUCUGAUCCCAUUGUUGACGUGAGCAGCGUUCCGGCGUUUCCACAAUGACAAAGUGGGCGGUCCCGGUAGUCGCGCCGCGAGAUGCGGUGCCGGGCUGGCUGGAUGGGCACGGUGUGGUGGUGGGAGUUGUCGAUACUGGCGUUGACGUGGACCAUUGCUUGCUGGCGGACGGGUGCAACGGCGACGAGGCGAGGCGGUCGACAACGGCGGACGGCUGGCGUGCGCCGGACGGCCGCAAGAUUGUGGCGUACUUUAACCACACCGACUUUGAUGACAGCCCCGGGGGCACGGAACGCAUGUGGUGGCGACGCUUGUUGGAUCUCCUCCCGAGUGCGCCGGUCCGGGUGCGGCCGUCGAUUCUGCGACGUUUGCACCCGAGACAGCGCCGCUGGCGGGGUGGGGCGGGGCGGCGACUGGCGCACGGGUAGCGUUUGCGGACGUCGGUGACUCGAGCGGAGAGCUCGAUCUCCCGCAUGAUCUGGCGGGAGCGCUCUUUGAGCCGCUGGUUGUGUCGGCAAACGCGACGAUUGUGUCCAACUCGUGGGGCGCGACCGCCAACGUGUACUCGUUCGCGGCGUCGCAAGUCGAUAGCUUUGUGGCGAGCCGGCCGGAUGUGCUACUCCUGUUUGCGGCUGGCAACUCGGGCUCUGAUGGUUGGUUCUCUGUCAAUCAUCCAGGGACGGCCAAGAACGCAGUGACUGUGGGCGCGACACAUGCACCUGCGGCGUCAUCGCACGCCUAUCUUGCGCGCGGCCGAGCGGUGCUCGCGUCGCGUGGACGGAGCACGUCGUGGCUGGUCCGGCUCGCCUCGUUUGGCCCGCGACUGCCGCUUGGCGCAACGCCGAUCUCGGGCAGGCUGGCGAUGGCGAGCGAUGGAGUGAUGUGCGAGGCGCCUGCGCCCGGCUCGCUGCGUGGCGUUGUAGUCUUUGCCGCCCGUGGGCGGUGUUCAUUUGCGACCAAGGGCAUGCUGGCAAGUGUGGGAGGAGCAGCGGCCGUGGUGGUUUUUGGCAGCGACGACUCGGGUGCCAUCGGCAUGGUGUUUGAGGCGGAUGAAGCAGAGAUUGCGGCCAACGUUACGGUGGUGACGGUUGCGGUGGCGGCGACGACGCGAAAGGUGCUCAUUUCGGUGCUCGAAUCCGGGGGAGACGCGAGUGUCGAGCUGAGCGGGCUCGAUCCGGCGACGCUCGAGCUCGACAGCAGCCUGGGCCACAAUCUGCACCUGGACGUAGCGCCAGGCAGCGUGGCGUGGUUUUCAUCGCGCGGACCGACGUUUGAUGCACGGCCCAAGCCGGACGUGCUGGCGCCGGGCGCGUACGUGACGUCGGCCAACUCGCUGGAUGGCUCCAACGCCGGCGGGUUCUGCAACGAAGCGUCGUUGGUGACGUAUCCGGGCACGUCGAUGGCGGUGCCGCUGGUGGCCGGGAUGGCAGCGCGGGUGACGCAACUGUUCCGGGCAGCAGGCCGCGAACCGAACGCGGCGCUGCUGCGUGCGGCGCUUGCGGCAUCAGGCGCCGAGAGCACCACAUCGGCGGCGCUGCCGGCGUUCUUUGCCACAGGCUUUGGCCAGGUCUCGCUGGCACGGCUUGUGCCGGCCGAGUGGCCGCGCGACGCGGGUCGGCUCCCGUUUGCGGCUGAGCACGGACAGGUGGCAGGUGGCGGUGACGAAGCUGUUCGUUGCUGGCAGAUUGUCGACGCACAGAGUGUUUUGGUGGCGGCACUGGCUUGGACCGAUCCUCCGGCCUCGGUUCUUGCCGCGCACCCGUUGGUCAACGACCUUGACCUGGUGGUGGCGCUGCCGUCGACGGGAGCAAGGCACCGGGCUGCAAUCGACGGCAACAAUCUUGAGCGGGUUGUGGUUGACCUGGUAAGCGCCGGGCUUGGUGUCGGUGACGUGGUGGUGGUCGGUGUGCAGGCGGGGCGGAUGCUCUCGACCGAGGCCCAGGCGUACGGGCUCACAGUUCACGGCCUCACGCGUGCCGAGUGGCGCGCACGCGAACUAGAGAGUGUGAUGGAGCUCUUGCCGCAAGCCGAAUGCGCACAAGCUGUGGCAGCGAUGCCGGUACCAGGAUGCAACGGGCACGGCGAGGCGACGGCGCUUGGCGGAUGCAACUGUGUGGCGCCGUACUUUGGCCGUGAGUGUGGCGACGCGGCGGUAGAAGUGGCAAUCGGGGCAAGCGCUACAGGACAAGUGGGCAUCCUGGGGUGGGCGUACUACGUGGUCACGCCAAGCAUUGAGGGAAUGCUCGGAGUGACGAUGGACGCACCAAGCGUCAACGCCGAUGCGGACCUGUUUCUCAGCGUCAGCGGCACACUCCCGACCGAGCUCGUGCACGAUGCUGCCGAUACCGGGACCGGGCGCAGCUCGCGGGCGUGGAUAUCGGUCUCUGCCGGGACGCGGGUGUACAUCGGCGUCUACGGCUACUGCUGCGCCGACGCGGGGUUUACGCUCGAGACGGCGGUGGUGGCGCGGGACGCCAUGGCUGACCAGGUCGUGCUGCCCGGCACCGAGCUGGCGAGUGUGGAAAAGGGUGAGCUGAGUGGUUGGGCGUGGUUUGCCGAGGGCGCGGCGAUCGGAGUUGCAGUUGGAGGUGCAGCGGCGGCGGCGGUUAUGGCUGGGUGCGGGGCAUGGCAGGCGCGGCGACGUAACAGAUAAAGAUGGGCUCACCGCG
Messenger RNA from Thecamonas trahens ATCC 50062, 3052 nucleotides. Its product is annotated as subtilisin. Gene Ontology annotation, molecular function: serine-type endopeptidase activity. Gene Ontology annotation, biological process: proteolysis. NCBI's taxonomy places the organism in Eukaryota, Apusomonadida, Apusomonadidae. The record is from RefSeq and is a predicted model, not a curated record. The transcript has a single exon. The coding region runs from base 1246 to 3036 and encodes 596 amino acids.